Messenger RNA from Diabrotica virgifera virgifera (western corn rootworm), 1997 nucleotides. RefSeq lists its product as uncharacterized. Lineage: Eukaryota; Metazoa; Arthropoda; Insecta; Coleoptera; Chrysomelidae. The coding region runs from base 320 to 772 and encodes 150 amino acids. The record is from RefSeq and is a predicted model, not a curated record. The transcript is spliced from 2 exons.
UAAACAUACAGAAUGGAACUUCAAACUUAGAGGACUGAUUGUUAACAGAAGGAAAAGUUGACUUAACAGUUCCGAAUCAUAGUCGUUGUGAUUCGAUUAGCAGUAGCUCAUCUAGUGACUCGUCAACCAGCUCAUCAAGCUCUUUCAAUGAAGAUAGCUACGACUCCGUAAAAGACCCAGACUAUGAAGAUAUAGAACUAAGACAUUGUAAUGGAAGAUAUGCUUCAUGUUCUGACGGAUAAGAUUUACCUAUUAGACAAGAAAUCAAGACAAUAUUUUAUGUGAAAGUGUGAAUCAGCUAUCUAGGGAAGUUCAUGAAAUGAUACUUAAUAAUCUUAUACCAAUACAAAGUAAACCGUCUGAUAAGGAAAAUAUAAGCGCCUCUCAACAGAAGUUAACAAAUCCAGAUUGUAGUCAAAAUAAAAUAGGAAAGAAAAGACAAAGACAAGAAGAUAAUUGUCAAAAAAAUGUAGUAAAGAAACUGAGAAACUGUGGAAAAUCUUAUCAGACACUAAAGGCAAAGAAAUCCAUUCCAGAAUGUACAUUGAAACCACCUUGCAGAGAAAGUUGUGCUUUCAAAUGCCGGUCAAAUAUCACAGAGGAGCGACGUUUGCAAUUAUUUAAAGAAUACUGGGAUUUAGGAAACAUCGAAAACAGUGGCCAUUUAUCGCAAACAGUGUUGAAGCAGUCGUCCCAAAAUAUCGUUACGUUAAAAUGGAUGCCGAUGGGAACGUUGCACCUUCUCGUGACAAUAACAACGCUUUCUUUUUAACUGUUACUGGUGUAAAGACUAGAGUGUGUAAACUAUUCUUUAAAAAUACUUUAGCAAUUAAUAACCGGCCUAUUGAGACGGCCUUAAAGAAGAAGAUAGAGACAGCAACAUUUCAGCAAUGAAAGAUAAUUGCGGAUGUCAUGAAGUUCUCUCACAUAUAGAGAUAGAGAAUGAUAAAAAAGACAAUACAAUUCUGGUCUCAGUGUAUGACUUGCAGCAGUGUUUCAAUUCCCCAAAAGGGAGAUUUCGGUCUGCUACUAUAAAUCGACAUUGAAUAUUUUUAAUUUAACCAUAUACAACAUUCAGAAUAGCUGUGUUAAAAGCUAUGUUUGGGAUGAGUCAAACGCCCAUAGAGUUGUGAAUGAAAUCGUUACAUGUAUUUACAAGUACCUUAAGAAAGUUUCAAAAACAGUCAACAAUUUAGACGUUGUGUUCUAUUCUGUUAAUUGUGCAGGCCAGCAAAAAAAAUACAUUUAUGAUCUGUAUGUAUCUAUACAUAGUAAAAACAACUGAAAAUCUUAACUCAGUAACGCAUAAAUAUUUGAUAAAAGGGCACACCCAAAACGAGAGAGAUCCUGCUCAUUCUCAAAUUGCGAGAGAAAUUAAACGUCAAUUAAGAUGCGGCCCUAUGUAACGGCCCUAACUAACUUUUCUUUACUGAAAGAUGAAAAUAAUGAGACAGUAAAACUAGCAGGUUUAAAGGUGAUUCAACUUAAAAAAAAGCGAAUCGAUGCUAUAUUUUUUAAAAAUUCAUACGCUGACAAUUUAAGAAAGAUAUAGUUAUUAAUAAAAAGAAAAAUAGCAACAAUUUGGAAUUGAGAGAUGCAUACAGCGCAAAACCAGGUAUGCCCGGUAAGAAAAAAGCGGAUCUCAUGGAUUUGGUUAAAAAAAUCCUAAUUCCAAGAUAUCACAGGUUGUAGUUUUAAAAGUCACUUGUUUUGCUUGUUUUGACAAAGACAGUAUUUUAAGUGUUACAUUUUCGUAAUUUAAUGAAAUUAGUUCCUUUAGAAUUUAAGCUUUUACUCAAUAUUAAAUAACUUUAAGAAAUAGUUUUAAUUUAAGAAUUUAAUUUCGCCUUGUAAUUCUAAUAUUGUUUGUUAUAGUUACACUUUUUCAAUAAAGAACAUAAUUGUCAAAUCUAAAAUCUUUUACUUCGACAACGUUUGUUUAUUGUAUAACCCAGUAACAUAACAAAAAUAAUAUCAUCAACAACGUGACAAAUCAG